Molecule: messenger RNA, 337 nt
Organism: Umbelopsis ramanniana AG
Lineage: Eukaryota; Fungi; Mucoromycota; Umbelopsidomycetes; Umbelopsidales; Umbelopsidaceae
Exons: 1
Coding region: 25-201 (58 amino acids)
Biological process (GO): polysaccharide catabolic process
Molecular function (GO): chondroitin hydrolase activity
Source: RefSeq, a predicted model, not a curated record
UACCUUCCUCAAGUCACUUUGUUAAUGAAGACUUGCAUUGAUGGGGCAUUGACCAAUGAAGAUGGUGUUACCAUUUUGGACCAUGCUACAGUUAAUAACUACGAGCAUGCCAACCAUCGAAUUGCUGACCAUGGUUUGGUUUAUGCUGACUAUUACUUUUUGGAAGUAGGAAACCGUCUGAUAGAUAUGGGAUUAGCUUAAAUAAUCUUUAGAAGGACGUUUGGGUGCCUGCUGAAACACAGUUAGACAGGUACUCACGGUCAAAAGAGAUUGCAUACAAGUCACUUUUUUUUUUUUUCCAACUUUCAGAAGAACCUGAAUGUCACUAAUAAACAAG